Ustilaginoidea virens is the source of this 2673-nucleotide messenger RNA. RefSeq lists its product as uncharacterized. NCBI's taxonomy places the organism in Eukaryota, Fungi, Ascomycota, Sordariomycetes, Hypocreales, Clavicipitaceae. Bases 1 to 2673 code for a protein of 890 amino acids. Gene Ontology annotation, molecular function: metalloaminopeptidase activity; peptide binding; zinc ion binding. The record is from RefSeq and is a predicted model, not a curated record. Gene Ontology annotation, cellular component: cytoplasm. The transcript has 3 exons. Gene Ontology annotation, biological process: peptide catabolic process; proteolysis.
AUGACGGACCGCGAGAUUCUCCCUGACAAUAUCAAGCCUGUCCACUACAACCUCUCCCUCCGAGACCUCGACUUCAAGAAUUGGACAUAUCAAGGCACCGUAACCAUCGACGCGGAAAUCGUCCGGCCCACCAAGGAACUCGUCAUCAACACGCUCGACAUCAAGAUCAGACAUGCCAAGGUUGUUGUUGCGGACCGCCCCGAGGCUCCCUCCCAGGCUGUCGAGUCCACAAACGUCAGCUACGACCCGCGCGCCCAGCGCGCCACCAUUGUCUUUGGCCAGGAGCUCGCCGCCCCGGCAAGGGCCUCGGUCGUCGUCGGCUUUGAGGGCGUCCUGAACAACGACAUGGCCGGGUUCUACCGCUCCAAGUACAAGCCCGCCGCGCCCGCGUCGCCCUCGGUCCCCCGCGACGACGAGUGGCACUACAUGCUCAGCACGCAGUUCGAGUCCUGCGACGCCCGCCGCGCGUUCCCCUGCUUCGACGAGCCCAACCUCAAGGCCACGUUCGACUUUGAGAUUGAGGUCCCCGCCGACCAGGUGGCCCUCAGCAACAUGCCCGUCCGGGCGUCCAGGCCGACCAGGGACGGGUGGCGGCUGGUCUCGUUCGAGACGUCCCCCGUCAUGAGCACCUACCUGCUCGCCUGGGCCGUCGGCGACUUCGAGUACGUCGAGCGGCUGACGGAGCGCCGCUACGACGGCGGCCGGCAGCUCCCCGUGCGCGUCUACACGACGCGCGGGCUCAAGGAGCAGGGCCGGUGGGCCCUGGAGCACGCGCCCAAGUUCAUCGACUUCUUCUCCGACAUCUUCGGCAUCGACUACCCGCUGCCCAAGGCGGACCUGCUGGCCGUGCACGAGUUCACGCACGGGGCCAUGGAGAACUGGGGCCUGGUCACGUACCGCACCACGCAGGUGCUCUUUGACGACGAGACGUCCGACGCGCGCUUCAGGAACGCCGUCGCCUACGUCGUCGCCCACGAGCUGGCGCACCAGUGGUUCGGCAACCUCGUCACCAUGGACUGGUGGGACGAGCUGUGGCUCAACGAGGGCUUCGCCACCUGGGUCGGCUGGCACGCCGUCGACCACCUGCACCCGGACUGGCAGGUCUGGGCGCAGUUCGCCAACGAGGGCAUGGAGGCCGCCUUCCGCCUCGACGGCAUCCGCGCCAGCCACCCCAUCCACGUGCCCGUGCGCGACGCCCUCGACGUCAACCAGAUCUUCGACUCCAUCAGCUACCUCAAGGGCUGCUCCGCCAUCCGCAUGCUGGCCAGCCACCUCGGCGUCGACACCUUCCUCCGCGGCGUCUCCAGCUACCUCAAGGCCCACGCCUACGGCAACGCCAAGACCGACGCCCUGUGGGCCGCCCUCGCCGAGGCUUCCGGCAGGGACGUCGCCGCCCUCAUGGGCCCCUGGAUCGCCAAGGUCGGCCACCCCGUCGUCACCGUGACCGAGGACGGCCCCGGCCGCAUCUCCGUCCGCCAGUCGCGCUUCCUGUCCACCGGCGACGUCGAGCCCGCCGACGACACCACCCUCUGGUGGGUCCCGCUCGGCCUCGAGGGCCAAAGGGGCGGCGGCGGCGGCGGCGGCGGCGUCGCGUCCCUGGAGCGCAGGGAGCAGACGAUCCGCGACGUCGACGACGGCUUCUACAAGCUCAACAGCGGCGCCACCGGCUUCUACCGCGUCAACUACCCGCCCGCCCGCCUGGCCAAGCUCAGCACCCAGCUGGGCAGGCUGACCGCCGAGGACAAGAUCUCCAUUGUCGGCUCCACGGCCGACCUGGCCUUUGCCGGGGACAGCACCACGGCCGCCCUGCUCACCUUUCUGCAGGGCUUCGGCAAGGAGGAGACGCACCCCCUGGUGUGGAACCAGGUGCUCGACUCGGUCGCCUCUGUCAGGUCCGUCUUUGCCGAGGACGACGACAUCAGCAAGGGCCUGGACAGGUUUGUGCUGCAGCUCAUCCGUGACAAGGUCGGCGAGGUGGGCUGGGAAGCGGCCGACAACGAGGGCUACCUGGACACGAUGCUGCGCAAGGCCGUCAUCGCCGCCGCCGUGGCUGCCGGGCACGCCGAAGUCACCGACGAGGCCGUCGCCCGCUUCAACGCCUGGGCCCGCGACCCCCGCGCCAGCCCCCUCCCCCCCUCGCUCCGCCUGCCCAUCUGGCGCGCCGCCGUCAGAGCCGACACGGCCCGCGCCGUCGCCAUCCUCAAGAAGGAGUGGUUCACCACCACCUCGGUCGACGGCAAGCUCCUCUGCCUCGGCGCCCUCGCCGCCGCCGAGCGCGAGCCCGCCCUCGCCGCCGUCGUCGCCUUCAACUUCAACGCCGCGCCGCCCAGCGACGCCGUCGGCCCCGCCGACAUGCACGUCCUCGGCGCGGGGCUGGCCGCCACCCCGGCCGGCCGCCGCGCCCAGUGGGCCUUCCUCAAGAGCCGCUGGGACGCGUGCGUGGCCAAGCUGGGCAACCCGAUCGUGGUGGACCGCUUCGUGCGCGUCAGCCUGGGCGGCUUCACCACCCGCGCCGAGCUGGACGACGUCGAGGGCUUCUUCCGCGGCCGGGACACCAAGAGCUUCGACCGCACGCUCGAGACGGUCAAGGACAGGAUCCGCGCGAGGGCGGCCUACAGGCAGCGGGACGAGGGGGCGCUGAGGCAGUGGCUGGUGGAGAACAAGUUCCUGUAG